Molecule: messenger RNA, 2181 nt
Organism: Aureobasidium musti
Lineage: Eukaryota; Fungi; Ascomycota; Dothideomycetes; Dothideales; Saccotheciaceae
Source: the annotation of a GenBank genome assembly
AUGUCGGAUGCGCCAUGCUCUCGUACCCCGUCGCAUCCUACUACUGCCACACCCAUGGCCGCCCGUAGCAACGAACCUUCUACCAUGCACGUCGACACCGACGACGGUAGUGCGGCUGCCAGCCGUACCGCUCCUCCGCUGCCAUCAAUUCAUACUCAUCACCACACCUUGUCCUCGGAUCUCACUCCCUCGACUCUGCCCUCGUCGUCUUCCAACUCGAACAUACUGGCCUUCCGUCACAACCACGCUGCCAGCGCUGGUCUCCAGAUUAGAACUGACCUGCCAUCAGCCUUUGCUAAUCGCAAGCAGUCGAGCAGUCAGCAAGAAGUCCCCGACUCGUUCCGCUCAAGUCAAUCAGCAGCCUCCCCGUUGCUGACACCAGCACUACGCCAUAAUCUGUCUACCUCCAGCUUGAGUCCCAAUUCCGCUCUUGCUUCGCCCGCUCUGGCUGCUAUGCUCGAUAUCACCCCCUUGCCGUCUCCCAUCAUGCUCAACGACCCCAACUCCCCUGGGCCGUGGAAGAGGAUACGAAGCGGUCAUUUUGACAACAACACAACCAUGAGACCGCCCUCGAGACUCGCUUCCUCUCCCCCGACGACAAGCAUGCUAUCCUCAAUGUCUGGACCGCCCGGCUCGCCGCACAAGAAAAAGAAGGGAUACGGGAGUUUGGUACACGCUGCUGUUGAGGGUCAGGCCGGCCAGAACGUAGACCUGGUCAUGCGCAAGCAACACAACCGCAAUCGCAGCAUCAGCGACUUCGUUCCCGAAGCCAUGCACAAUGUGAGGCCGAGAAACGUCACUAUCGGACCUGCGGGUCUGCACAUCACUACUACGCCGCCCAAUGAGCAGCCAAUGCAGAGAGAGCAUUACCUUGCUCAGCAGCGUGGCUAUGUACAACCCUCGGCCUCUUCAGACGACGAGCGUAAGAGUUCUGAUCAUGCCCAAACGCAAGCAACGUCCAUGUUGAGAGCCUCUGUCGACUCGGCAAAGGUUCUGCCGUCACCACCUUCUUCGAGCAAGGGCAUCAGGGAAGGAGAAACAGAGGACGUUGACAUGCAGAGUGUGUGUGGGGCAGAGGAUAGCGACGCUGAGUACUUCGUUGUCCGAUCAGCACAUGAAGACCACAAGCGGAAAUGGCGAUCAAUACGAACUCUUGGUCAAGGUACUUUCAGCAAGGUCAUGCUGGCUACGUCACAACAGCUGCCAUCGGGCACACCUUAUGAUGAGAAACAUCUGGAUUCGCGAAAAUUGGUUGCUGUCAAGAUCGUUGAACACGGCCCUGCUGGAGGUGCUGACGAAGAGCGUAUCGAGGUAUCUUUGAAGCGAGAGGUCGACAUUCUGAAGAGCGUGUCACAUCCGUCAAUUGUGCAACUCAAGGCGCUCGAGUAUACCGACGAACGAGCCUUAUUGGUUCUGAGUUACUGCCCAGGAGGUGACUUGUUCGAACUGGCGAGUGAACAUCGCAGCAUCCUACAGCCCAACUUGGUCCAACGCAUGUUUGCCGAGAUGGUAAGCGCAGUUCGCUACCUGCACAACAACUACAUUGUCCAUCGCGACAUCAAGCUCGAGAGUAAAAUUUGUCGAACGUUUCUGUUCCUGUUCCUCUUACUAACGAAUCACAACANNGACGUCUUGGUCGUGCCUGCCUACAAUGCCCUCUCGCACCUCGAAAAUCCUCAGACUCAUCCUUACCCGCUGAUCUGUCUCACCGACCUCGGGCUGUCUCGUCGCAUUCCUGCACCUCCAGCGUCACCACUGCUCACAACCCGCUGCGGCAGUGAAGACUAUGCCGCCCCUGAGAUUCUGCUCGGCCAACCCUAUGACGGCCGCAGCACAGACGGCUGGGCCCUGGGUGUCCUGUUAUACGCCUUGAUGGAAGGCCGCCUGCCCUUCGACUGUCCACCCGGCAAACCCGAACGAUCAAGGCCUUCGCAUCGUAUAGCCCGCGCAGACUGGAUGUGGUGCAAAUAUGGUGACGAAGAUGGAGAGUGGGACGAUAAGAGAAAUGACACGAAAGAGUUCAAGGGCUGGGUUGGAGCAAGAGGUGUCGUCGAGGGCCUGCUCAAGAAGGUUCGGAUGGGAAGGAAAGCAUUGACCGACAUCGAGGAGAUGGAAUGGGUCAAGGACGGGAUACAAGUUGAGGGAGGAUUGAAGGCUCUUGACGAAUCUCCGCCCUUAUGA